This is a messenger RNA of Anopheles gambiae (African malaria mosquito), 12304 nucleotides long. RefSeq names its product UPF0047 protein YjbQ. The transcript has 5 exons. The record is from RefSeq and is a predicted model, not a curated record. The coding region runs from base 1251 to 1766 and encodes 171 amino acids. NCBI's taxonomy places the organism in Eukaryota, Metazoa, Arthropoda, Insecta, Diptera, Culicidae.
UAUGACUGCAGGCUGACAAUAAGCAAUAGAAAAAAAUUCCAUUACGGCAUCGCCAAAGGAAUGGACGACUGAUUACUUGGAGCAAUUGGAAAAUUGCAGCAUUUGUGAAAAGUGAAACAGUUUACCGACUCCUAUCUGGUUCCAUGCUACUCCUGGUAAUGUGAAGGAAUUCACAAGAUACAGCAGUAAAGUGAGUGCGUCGGGGGGCUGUGUCAGAUUUCGUUGGGCCGCGGAGAGUGAUGUGUGUUAGUGAGUGAAGUGCAGAUAAAGCGCAAAGAAGCAGCAUUGAAGCACAGAAUGUGCCGCAGCUAGUGAGCAUCGGUAGAAAUGUUGUGGAGUGGAAUGAAGAGAUAAGUGAUCUGUGCCCCCGUGUAACAGAGAGAGAGAGAGAGAGAGAGAGAGAGAGAUGUAAAGCACACGUGUGCUUUUGUGCGUUAAUGAUUUGCGGUUCAUCAGGUUCACCAAAAUAUACGUGGCAACACAGCAAAUAAUCUCAACCCAAAACCAACCGGCUUCGUUUUCUCUCAGCCCCCUCUGCAUCCUCCUGUUAUCAGUUGCAGGUCGAAAAUAAAAGUUUGCGCUGAGUAGCAAACAAAUAGUGUUGCCGAGAAGUGUUUCUUGUUGUGUUUGUGUGCGUGUGUGUCGGUCUGGUUGGUGGCUUGGUGCGUGUGUGCGAUUGGUACAGUGUUUGUGUGUAGUAUAGCUUGCCAGUAGUUGCUAUUUCCUGCCUCAAAACGGAUCAUCCUCGCAAACGGGGCAGCCCUCCUUCAUCGGUCACCGACGAGUCCUCGUUACCCUUGUCAGCGUCCGCCGGGGGCCGUGGGGGAGGAGGAGUAGGAGGAGGAGCUGGUGGUGGUGGCGGCGGAAGUGUUGCUGGGGGUGCUGGUAGAAGUGGUAGUGCGGGUGCUAGUGGAAGUGGUGCCGGGGGAGCAUCAGCAACAGCGGGCGGUGCAGCAGCUGUAGAAGGUGGGGCCAGAAGCAAGGGAAGAAAAGGGAGUACCGCAGGUAGUGGUAAAGGAGGAGGUGGUGGUGGUGGUGGUAAAGGUGCUGGAGGUGCUGGUGGUGCUACUGCUGACGGAAGUGUUGGCGUCGGUGACGCAGAUCGCAGCAGUGGUGGCGGUAGUUCGGCGGCCAGCCAUCGACACCAACCAGGAUACCAUCGCCAUCUGCAGCAAGCGUCAACGGCGGCGGGUAUAAACCCAACGGCAACGACUACGACGACGGGCUCAUCAUAUGAGAAGACCAAUAACAUGGCUUCAUCAAAUCACCGCGGUAUACAGAUUGGAUCCGCCUGGUUUCAACGCAAAAUCAACCUACGGCCGCAGCAUCGUGGCGUCCACCUGGUGACGGAGGAGAUUCUACGGCAGAUGCCCGAGCUUGGUCAAUUUUCUGUCGGAUUAUGUCACGUUCAAAUUUUGCACACAUCCGCCAGCUUAGCGUUAAACGAAAGCUGGGAUCCAGACGUAAGGGAUGAUAUGGAAAUGAUGUUAAACAAAAUAGUGCCCGAAGGUCUACCAUACAGGCAUUCUUGCGAAGGUCCAGAUGAUAUGCCCGCUCACGUAAAAGCCUGCUUUCUUGGAAGUUCACUGACAAUCCCAAUCACCGAUGGCAAAUUGUCACUCGGUACAUGGCAGGGUGUUUGGCUGUGCGAACAUCGUGACCACGCGGGCUCCCGGAAGCUGGUGAUAACGCUCUCCGGUUGUCCCCGGGAUUCAGCGCGAAGUCCCCUGUCGCCAGUGUCACCGAUCGCCUCCACCUCCAGUUAGGGACGGCCGCGCUCUGCUCGCGAUAGUCGGUAAUCGUGGGUUAGAGCGGCUUUCUGCUGUAAGGUCAACAAUUGUUCAACUGCAACUACAACAUCAACAGCAAUUUUAACCAAAUCAACAACAGCAACCACAACAAGAAAUACAACUAACGCGAACAGUAAUGCUACUACUACUAAUACCAUUACUAAACUAAAUAAUAACGCUACUUACGACACUACUUUUACUACUACAACUACUAAUACUAUCACUACUUCUAAAACUAUAACGGUAUCAAAUUGUAAUGGAAGCGAAUCUGUUUGAAAAGUGCUGAAUGAACAAAGCAAUUGAGGAGGAGCAAGUGGAAAACGGAACACAUUAAAACAGCUAGCGAGAUAUUUAACAAAAUAAAUAAAACUCUAUAAAAAACACCUUUGCUAUCGCUUUUCGACGAAUCGAAUAAGCGAAAGAAACAAAUGCAAAACUUUCCGCUAAUUGAUCAACCAAAGUUGAAAUUAGCAAUUGAAGAAAUAAAAUGGUGAAAACGCGACAGAAACAGAUAAAUGUUUGGCAAGCGAAAAAAUAACAAACUGCUAAAGCAUGGAGUAAGAAAACUAGCAAUGAAUUCAAUUGUUAAAGCAUUUUUUUAGAAGCGUUACAAAGCGAGCAAAGCAAAACAGCAACCUCCUGAUGCCGUCACUUUCACAAUUGCAAACAAACAAUAGAAUGAAUACAACUGAUACAAACUUAUCCUUCCAAGUGACGCGUGGAACAUAGAUGCUGGGUGCAUAAUUCUAGAGGAAUGCAAUUGUUACAAAUAAAAAAAAAACUUCAACUAAUGAGCGGUAGCAGCAACGCGUCGAGGAAAAUAAAUAGUAGCAUGGUGCGCAAUAAAUAAUCGCAAACGACGAUAGAGGAUUGGAACAAAUAUAGUUGCAGCAGGGUCAAAUUAAUAAGUGAAGUAAUUUAGGGAAUAGGUGUACGUGUGAGUGUAUAUGUGGGUGUUUUCUAAGUUUAAAUCAAGUUGGGACAUUCCUUUCGUUGUUUGAUGGAUAAUUUGUUGUCACGUUGUAAAUUGCUACUCAUAAAUGACCACACAUGUGCCGAUAAGUUAACGAAACUGUUACGGGGGGGAGGGUAGUCUGAUCUUUUGCUUUUGAUCAACACAUAGGGUUCUUAGUCUAGUAGUUUGCACUAGAAUCAUGUAAAUGCAUUCCUUGUGUGAAUCAUGUAAAUGCAUUCCUUGUGUUUAAAACAGUUUUAUUUACAGCGCAUUUUGAAUUGAAUUAUUGUUUGCCGGUCACACUUCAAAUCGAUACAGAAACACCACCACAGGGGCAUUUCAUGUGUGCUAUCGCUCUAGGAAUAUGUUAUCAAAACUAUUAAAAAUAUCAUUUAUUGUAAUUUCCUGCCGGGGACCAUAGGGUCACAUUUUUUAAAUUCCCCAUGCCCCAUUUCACAAAAAUCCACAGUCUUCACGAUCCUAUUAUUGUGCAAUCUAUACUAAUGUUGAAAUUCAAAUGAUAGGGAUCAAUUUUAUUACAUCGUUAGAAAGUUGUUUAUGAUUUUACAAUACAAAAAAAUGUGGAAUUAUGUUAUGACGUUUGAUUAUUACAAACUGCUGAUCUUGCCAGGGAAACGAAACAUCAUUGAACGAAUAAACGUAACCGUAAAGAACAUACAUUGGAAAAUGCUUAUUUGAUAAAAAUAUUUAAUGCGUGCGACGUGUCAAUAGAAAAAAAGGAUAAACAUUGUAUAUAGGACAACAUUUUUCAUACUUUCUGUGAUUUAAGUAAAAGCAGAAGAAAACUUCGUACGCAAAUCUUGUUCAAAUCCAGUUUAUCAUAAUGUUGUCGAGCAGAUUCGAUUUAUCAGAGAUAAUAGUGGCGUUAUUUUCAUUUUAUCAUCCAACACACGAUCAGUUUCCAUAUGGCUGAUAUAUUGGUAGCUUCUUGUGGUUUUUGCAUCCAACGAAUUUUAUGAACUUGAUGAAUGUCAUUUUACUGUCUCCUUUUCGAUGAAACACACAGAUUGGCGAUCUAAUUUGGAUUAAUUUGAGUUUUGUUACCGCAAUCGCUCAAAUGAUAAAUUGUUUCAAAUCCUAUUAUAAUAGGGUUCGUUGUUAGAGAUAGGUGGGUGUAUUGAUAACCGAACGAUCAAGAACGAUCGACCGUUGUGCGAAACCCGAUUGUUCGCUCGUUUUAGCUGAUAUUUGUGGCAUGCAAGAUCACUAUAAUUUGUGACAAAAUUUUAUGAGUUAUUUAGACAUAUUUGGGAUCAUUUCACGUUUAUGUUUUUGCAUAUAAUUUUAACUAUAGGAUCAUUUAAGAUCCGCUUAUGAUUGUUCUUUUUUAUCAAAUUCAUGAUGAACGAUUGCUCCCGACCGAUCCAUCUUCAGAACAGCUACCAAAGUGUCCGUUUUUUAGAGGAUUGUGAAGAAUUUUUUAAAAUGAUGUUACUUUAACUUCUCUUCACAGUUUCGUGUCAUGAUUGUAUGUCCUGUUAAGUGUACGUAUGAGUACCUAGCCAUCCCGUGGUGGUUUCAUUUUACUGCGCAAUCGAUUACGCUAACACAGAAUAAGCAAUCAUUAAUCACGCAGAAACGUAAUUGUUUCGCACUGUUAUCUGACCGACAUACUAGACCGUGGAUGAUGUUUCAUUGUUUCGUUAUUUCAAUAUCGCACAUUCUGUUACUGCACUAAACGGAAAGCACACACUUAGUGGUGGAUAGAGAUGGUAACACAGAAAGGAGGGGGGUGGGGGAAUGGGUGGUGGGGAGGGAGGAAGAAAUAAACCAACGCAGCAAUAAAUUUUAGAAAAGAUGAAUUCUAGAGCCAUUGAUGCCACACCGAAUGUGGGGUCUUACCGUGACGAACCUAAACAAUCCCUAUUGCUAAACGCAUUGCGUUACUAUUCCGCAUGAACUUCCUAACGUGAUCCGGGAUACAACCGCAAAAGUUGAAUGUUUACGGGACCGUGUUUACUUUGUGGACUGCGUCAACCGGCGUCGAAACAUCUUAAAUUACGAAAAUGAAAAAAUAAAAAAAAAUCAUUCAAAAAUGUACUUACAUUCAUUGACUCCACUGACACGCGUAUUAAACACGAAAACAAAAUUGAACUUAAUAAAACAUCACAUAAAGAGAAAGGCAUAUUGAAUUGGAUGCAAAUGAGGUAAACAAAAUUAAAAAAAUAAUCUUGGUAUGAGCUUUAAACACGAAAAAAAUAUAAUAAAGUAACAAGUAACUAACGUUAAACGAUUAGAUAAUGGCAUGCGCGUAUACAUUAACUAGUGAAAAUACAAAUUUAUCUCGAACAUUUAGGAGCUACCAUAGGGAGAGUUAAAGAAGCUAAAAAUGGUUGCUCUGCUCUGCUGCCGUACCUAUGUACACGCUAACAACAAACAUUUGUCGGGCCCUCGUCUAUAAAAUGUACGUAGCACGUAACCGUGUAACGAUGUUGAACUAAAUUCGGUUUAUUUCUUCUUUCUGUGUCUGUGAAUCCCUUGUUGGAAGGUUUAAAGUUUGUUAACGCAUACUAAAAAUUCAAUACAAUGAAAUCGAUCGUUUUGAGCAAAUAUGACACGUGCUUUUUACUUUACCUUCAUUUUACUUCACACAGCCGUAUGACAUUGUAUCGAAAGGAAAAUCCUGCAAUGCUGCUGGUAAAUGGUUGUUUGAGCGUGUGCAUUAGUGAAGACGGCAGCGACUAUAACGUGUUCAGGACUCCACUCUUUCUCGACAAACGGGGGUUCGAAGAGGUAAAGCAGAAAACAUUAAAUUCCAUCUACUCCAAUAGUGGAUCGAAAAAUAAUAAUAAUAAUCAUAAAAAGAGACGUAGAUAAGCGAAACUUAGCAGUAAACCAGAGGCACGAAAGAAAGGAACAAUCUUUUUGCAAGGCAAUUUAGUUGAAUUUUCUAGAACAGAGCAAUUAUUUAGCAUGUAAGUUACAAGGGUGGUAACUUUGUAAAGUUAUAAUAUUAUCAUAGGAUUGAAGAAGAAAGAAAACAAACCAUCCCCCAAGCGGGGGAUUUAAAGUAAAGCAACUAUGCACUAAUGGUACGCAUGGUUGGAAAUGGCGAAUAGUAAUAAACUUUCGGGGCCUGAUUUUUGCCGUUUUCCGUUGGACAAAAUAAACAGCAACAGCAAGAGGAUGAUGAAUGGUGCAAUAAAGAGCCCGUGGCUGGCUAGUUGGUUGGUUUUAAUUCAGUGCAAUGUUGAACGGCAGCUGAGCGGACAAAACGAGAGUUUCUUCCCCCUCGUUGUUCGGGUUCGGGCCGCGCCGAUGUGCCAUCAGCUAGGUUCUCGCUGCUGUUUGUAAAGCAAAAAGGUCGCUGACAACGGCAUUCAACAUUUUGCUGAACAUAAACCAUGGUGUAUAUGAUAGGAAAUCGUUAAUUAACACACACACACACGUACAUAGACAUUCAGUUCUGUUAUAUUGUUUGUAAUGGUGGAAAAAAAGUCAAUUUAUUUGAAUAUUAUCUAUAUUCGUAAUAGUUUGUUAGGUUUUGAAAUUAUUCCAUUUUUUUCACCCCCCAAAAACGCAUGUUUAUGGAUAUCCUCGAUAGAUAAACGUAAUAGGCUGCAACAGAAGAGCCAACGAAAGAAGCCUAUUUUAUAUACAUAUAUUGUAUACAUAUAGAAAGAACGUAUUGUGAAUCAAACCGCAAAGCUCGUUGCAUCUCAAUGGAACCAUAGGAGAACGAAUGUGUUAUAUAGAUGCAAAGUGAAGUUCGCCUCUCACUACUGUCUCUUGGACGGCAAACCGGAGAAAUGUGUUACGGAAGGAAGCGCGAUCGAGCGGUAGAAAACAAAACAAACCCAAACCAACAAACAACCAAACAAACAACACAUAAAAUACCAAAAGAAAUAAAUCCGUCGUCAGCAAGAGGAACGUAAUAUUCGAUGAACAAGAUGAAGAUAUUUUGUUUCCCAAUUCCCAAUUCCCCUUAUUGUUGCACCUCACGCAUAACAACGGAACGGAGUUGCCCUCCCUACUGAACCCCAGCAACACCCCCCCCCCCGAGCGCUGUGCCGGUAGGCGGACACACAGGAUAUGGUCUUUAUACUGCAUUGAGCUGUGUUUCCGCAAUGGUGCGCAAAAAGUUGAGCAUGCGGGCAUCGACUAUUCCAAAAGAGGUUCUACAUCCUUGCAUAAUUUGAAAAAAAGGCUUUUGCGCUGUAGUAUUUAAACACCCGUUAAAGCCGGCAAACGGGUUUGGGCAGCAAGGUGGAUAGGGAGGUGAGGGGGGAGUAAUGCGAUACAAUACAGGAAAAGCAGAUUUUCGGCAAGCAAAUAUUGAGGUAACAAAAAAAAAAAAAAACAAGAAACAAAAAAACAUGUAAAAAACGCAACCAAAACGAAAAGAUAUAAUCAAGCAAAAUCCAUUAUUUUGUAUACUAGUUAAUAUUGCGCGCGCAAUGCAAAUGCAAAAUUUCCGCCCUCUCUACCGAAUAAGCACAAUAGCUCUUAAUAUCCGGCCGUACGCUGUUCACACACACACACACACACACACACACACACACACACACACACACACACACACACACACACACACACACACACACAUAAUCACACACACACACCACACCGGUAGCGCAACACCCGUACACUCACUCAUCCACGUGCGCACUUGCACUCUUGCACAUACGCGCAACCACUUUUUACCGUAUGCUCAUAACGCAUGGUUACAAGGACUAAAGCGCCACCAAACACAAAACAGCUGGACACACACACACACACACAGGCCACGGAGACCAAUACGCACACAGACACAAACCGAUUAGCCAAUUUUGAAAGAACUGCAGCAACACCCGGCACGCAUGUUUUGCGCACUAUUUGCGCAUGUGUGUUCCGGUUAGCGCAUGAUAGUUGAAGCGACAACAGCACAGUGUAGUGUGUAGUGUAUCGCUGCUAUCAUCAUUUUCUACACCACACCAAAGCACACCGCUCGUCGAGCCAACUCGAAUGUCCAAACGCGUCCAAAGGUAGUAAAACAAACGUGUUUUCUUCGGAUUUUUCAUUUUUCAUUUGCUAUAGAGUAGCAGCAGAAGGUAGCACGGGAGAGGGAGAGGUGAAUAGGGUGGAAACAUGUGCUUAGUAGUCAUGUACAUAGUAUGGCGAAGAGCUAGUGGCGGUCCGGGUGUAAUGAUUGAAUGUUAUGCUAUUAGCACGUGGAUUGUUCUUGUUUUGAGGUGAACACGUUGAAAAAAUAUAUGGCUUCCUCUCAUUUAGAAGUCUUACUUUACUUGAUUCGAUUUUUCAUCACAGCAUCUUUGUGUUAAGCCUGUUGAAUGAGUCAAUCAAUCGCAAUAGUAAAACAAUAUUCAAUCGGAUCAUUCCCAACGUGUUGCGUUUGGUCCCAUCUCUCAUAGGCCGGUAGCGCGCAGUGGCGCGCAUAUACUCUCCAUUUCGAAGCCGAUCUAUGCUGUAGCGUAGCCAUUUGUUCUCUUGAUCUUUGUGUCCACGUACCCCGCACCACGCGCAUGUUCACUAUCGUCUCAUCGUCCACUCUGUUGUAACCCUCAUCGGCUCUCGUUGCAUUUGUGCUGCAGAUGUGCAGUGCAGCCACUUGUGCACCUGUGUCCCGUCCUGUUUCAUCAAGAGAGAUUUAUUCGUAUCUGCGGAAACUGUCUAAUCUAAUCGAGCUGAAACGAUGUUAGCCUUAAAGUCUUUAGAGAAGGAUGAAGAAGAAGAAGAGAAAAAAAAACUUUAGCUCGACAGAACGGCAAUUAAUACUAGAUUUCACUAAUAUUGCAUUGCAGCACCUAACGCGCAAUUACUGCUGAUGAGAGAGAGAGAGAGAGAGGUGGGUGGGUGUGUGUAGCUGACGACAGGGAGUAUGCGAAACAGGCCGGCAGUGUAAAGAGUAAAGAAAAAGGGGCAAAACUGUUAAAUAAAACGCUUGUAUUGUAUAAACGAUUAUAUGGUGCAAAUCGAAGGAAAGGGUGGUUUGCAAACACUUAUUUAUUGAUAUAUUUGAUUGUAGUUGAUGAAUUAUUUCUCCUAACCAAACAACCCCUCCCCUAAUUGCUAAAAGCAGCGAGUCUAUAGAAUCUCUAUUAUAAAGAAAUGAAAAGAAACAGGCCGAAGAAAAAUUCAAAAAAAAAAAAAGAAACCAUACACACAAAUGCGCACUGCCAAUUUGUAAACAAAAUAUUAUUACAAACUUUAAGAAGGUAUAUAUAGGCGGUUCACACAAACAAAGCAGCUGUGAACGCGAAUGAAUGAGUUUCACGAUGCAAAUAUAAGUGCAUUUGCAUAACGAUACUACUGUUCCGUUUGCAAAUCAAAACACACGUGUAGAAUUUAAAAGUUGAUCAUAAGAAAUAGUGUUUUUUUGUUUUGUUUUUUUUUUUUGUUCGUUGCCCCAAAAAUCGUAUUUAAAUAUCAUUAAUUUGAUUAACUUUUUAGCAAAAAAUAGAACGCUAAAACACGUUGUCCCGCAAAGUACGCAGCGCCUCGAAGUGCGUAUAUGCCAACUAAUGGAAAGCGACCGUUUUUGUGUUUCAUUGUGAUCAUUUAUAACACACCUCCACGUGUUAAGUGUUUUUUUUUUAAUUGCCGCUAACUCUCAAAACAGACCAUUCAUGAACGAUCAGCAACUGAUUAAAUACAAACAGUAUCAACACAGGGCCUGAAUACAUUGGGCCAAUAAAGUCCAAGAUACAUAUGUUGUUUUUUUCGGGUUAUUUUUGAACACCAGCAAAAGAAACAGCAAUGCAAAAACAAGCAGAAAAAAUGUAAAAAAAAAUCAACAACAAAAAAACACAGCAUUAAUUUCAUUAAGUAUACUCCGUAUUAAUAAUACCAAACAGCGCUCGCAAGUUAUUGAAAAUUAGAGAGAAAAAGAACAAACCAACAAAAAAAAAACAAGGUAACAAACAAAUUAAAAAGCUAGAAACAAAAACAAAACAAAACAUAACCGGCACUGUGGCUCCAGUUUUGGUGGGGUAAGCGGGGUGGGGUGGUUGGGGGGGGGGGGGGGUGAUUGAGGGAAUAGUAGUUAAAGAUUUGAAGCCGAAUUUGAAAGAAAAUUAAACAUAGUUACACUCAUGCACACAAAAUCGACAAUAUGUAAAUAGAUAAUGAGGAACAAAAUCUAUCUUAAAACUAAUAAAACUAGCUAACUAACUAGAAGAGGGGAAAGACGGAUCGAUUCCAGUUACAGAAGGGGCAUAAGGACGAAUAAUGACGCACACAUACACUCACACAAGCACAAACACACAUGCACAUACAUACAUGCAUACAUGCAUACGUUAACCCUUUCUUCGCUGUGGCACGAUCGUGGCUCCGUGGAUUGCUUACUUAAGGUCCUAAAGCUACACUCUUACUAGCCACGAUCACAUUUUAGGUAACAAUACUACUACUGCAAAAGAGAGCAGAAGAAACAAAGCAAAGCAAAUAAAGAGCAGACUUAGUAAGCUGUGGUGUGGUCGGAAACACAAACAAAACAAAAUUCAACAUUUUUUGUACAUAAAACUUAGUAAGCACUGUGUGUGUAUGUAUGUGCGUGCGUGCGUGUGCGCGCGUGUGCGUGUGUGUGUGAUUGGGCGUGUUAAUAAUAUGCGCAUUUGCACAGUGAAUACCUACGCUCUUAGUAGUAACAGAAUAGAUACCGAACGCAGCAGAACUGUGCAAAAUUCCAGCAAAAUACGUUGUUUUUCCUACACAUUUCAAAACAAAACAAACCAAAAACGAAUGCUUGAAAAAAUGUUACAAAAAUCACACAGCAAAAUCUGUUUUUCUUUUUCCUCGGUAUUCGGUCUAAAGUACGUAUUUAAAGCGGAGGAAGAAAGUCUACGACAAGUGUGAGCGCGCACGGUCGAUUGUCAGUAUCGGACAGAGGGCACACUGGGAGCCACUUAGUAGGCAGGGAGGGUGUUUGUUGCUGCCUUCGUGAGAGCGUGCGUGUGUGUGUGUGCGUUUGAGGAGAACGCGAUGGCAAGCGACAUGAAAGCGCAACGUAAAUAAGCAAAUAAAGCAAGAAACACUUGAACAGCAAUGAAAAAGUAGUAAACAUUACAAUAACGAUAGAAUGAAACGCUACUACCCAAACACUCUCUAACAUUAAGGAGACGCAUUAUUUUGGGCGGAAGGAGUGAAUCUAACUAACAAAAAGUAAAGAAAACAAACAAAACAAAACCAAAAAAAGCGCAACAGUCAAUAGUGUCACACAAAAAGUAUAACACACACACACACACAUACACAAAACCAAGCGGAAAAAAUAAUAGUGAUCCAGUAGUGCCACGCACGGACGAUAGUUUGUACCCAGGUCUCUGCUACUGCGCGUGUUUACGUAUAACGGCAGAACGCGCGGGAACGCGAAGGCGUAAACGACGUGGAGUGUGUAGAGCAAACAACUAGAGAAGUACCACAGAUGAUGUGUAUUAUUAUUAUUAUUAUGGCCUUUUUGUUUUUGGAGUUUUGGGGGUUCAACACCAGCCGCCUGGAUUUACGUUUUUGAAAUGCCGAGUCCAAACUUUCGUAACCAAAGUACUCUUUGCUGCUCUCUAAGAUACUACACAGAUAAGGGUGGGAUAAGGGAGGCGGCAGCAGUAAGCGAAACUUAAAAAUAAUAAUAAAGAAAAAAAAACAAAAGAAUGAAAUGCCAGCGGAAGGGAGUGAGUUAAUAUUAGAAUAAACGAAAAGCAAAUAAACAAACGCAAAAAAACACUGGUCGAAUUAGAAGAAGAAUAACGCAACAGAGGAACAUAAAGAAGGCAGAACAGAUAUGAUGAAUUAAAGGAAUACUUUGAGGAGGAGAAGCAGAAGUGGAUCAAAGAAAACGAAAAUAAUGAAAAAAUAAACAAAAUAUUGAAAAAAAAAACCAUUUGUCCGUGUUUUAAGUGAUUCAAUUGUUGCGAUUGUUCUUUUCGCAGCAAAGCAAAACUACCACAAUCAAACACACACUAGUAGUAGCGCUGGUUGUUUUGUUUGUUCGUUUUUAUUUUUCAUAAUUUCAUCUUCCAUUACACAUAAAUAAAAAUAUCUACUACAUACUUUUAUUUAUUUUAGUUUCCUCUCUGAAACUGUUUUCCAUGUUCAGCAGCGCGCGCGCAAAACAAUUGAAUCUUUCAACUGCCGGAGCAGCAUCAAUGCGCAGCCAUCAUCCCACAUUACUACCACCCACCGAACGGUCUCAUCACUGAUGAAAGCUCAAACUGCUGCACGUUUCUUUCACUGGACACUCUCAAUUUGCUGCUUGCUACACUACAUGUGCUCGUCCCUUUUACUUUAAACGACGCUGCCCGUCGCUGCCGCAACUACUGAGCGUUUCCGUUAUCAAAUGGUGUGAUUAAAUUAAACGCAUUGUUUAGCAUUGGUUUAGUAGCGCAUUGCUGAAUCUCGCUGAAUUUUUACGUUUGGUUGUCGAUUUUAAGUUGAUUGAUUCUUUGCCAUGUUGCUGUGCUGUGCAAAAUGCUCCUCAACGCAUGUUUGAAUGAGAAUUUUGGGCUCAGAGCGGAGAGUGGAAAAUGUUGGUAAAGUUUUAUUACAACUAUUGUUACAGAGUGUUCAUUUUAACUGGUUUUCUUGUCCUCUUUUAAGGGGGGGGGGGGGG